CUCUCUCUCUCUGUUAUUCCUCAGAUCCCCCCCUUCCGCCAAACACCUCUCCGUCGCUCCCUCCUCCCCUCCACCAGCCAUGAUGGCCACCCUCACCGCCACCGCCGCCGUCGCCUCCUCCUCCGUCGCCUUCCGCCCGUUCCGCUCCCACAAGCCCUCCCGCGCGCCCGCCGGGAUCCGGUGCUCCGUCGCCGAGGGCCCCGCGAUCUCCCAGCCGAGGGCCGCCGGCGGGGGACUGGUUGAUUGCGUGGUGGUCGGGGGCGGGAUCAGCGGGCUCUGCAUCGCCCAGGCGCUCGCCACGAAGCACCGCGACAGGGCCCCCGACGUGGUCGUCACCGAGGCCAGGGACCGCGUCGGCGGCAACAUCACCACCGUCGAGAGGGACGGCUACCUGUGGGAGGAGGGCCUCAAUAGUUUCCAGCCAUUCCGAGAUUUCGGGGCGAGGCUCGAAUCGGCGUGAGUUCUUUCUUGGGUGUUCUUCCUUUUUUUUUUUCUGGGGAAAAGGAAGAAAAUGGAGAGGACAAAGCAAUCGUUGGAUAGAUGCUCAAGAACACUCAGACUUCACUUGCAGAAGAACAAGAACGCAAUCGCCAGUUGACAAAGCCUGUAACUGCUGAAAAGAGUGAAAGCAUCCAGAACAAGCUUGAGUCAUUUUCGAAGAAGCAGAAGUUGCCCAUAACAAGCGCUUUGGCCAUGUCAGAUGCUUCAGACCCUUCUACAGAGAAAGUAGUAGCACAAGAUGCAAACUCAAAAAGAGUGACUAAUUGCGUUGUCCCUGCUCAUAGGAGGUCAAAAGUAAGGGGUGUGCUCCUGCAAAAUCCGAAGAUGUAUAGCUAGACGUGGGAAGUUAUCCUUCAAGAUGGUUUACUUUGUUCUGUAAGUACAACAUUAGGUGUCGGAAUCAGGAGCAAGAUGUUACACCCAACCCUUAGGAUAAACGCUUAGUUUUUUAUUUUUAUUUUUGAAGUUAUAAUUUCAAGUCUGUCCAUGUUUGUGAAAUCUAAUUGAGCUGGUACAUAUUCUUGCCUAGAAGGUCUUGCAAUUUAUGGCGUAUGAGUUUCUGCUAA
Molecule: messenger RNA, 1067 nt
Organism: Syzygium oleosum
Lineage: Eukaryota; Viridiplantae; Streptophyta; Magnoliopsida; Myrtales; Myrtaceae
Product: protoporphyrinogen oxidase 1, chloroplastic-like
Exons: 6
Coding region: 541-837 (98 amino acids)
Molecular function (GO): oxidoreductase activity
Source: RefSeq, a predicted model, not a curated record